Penicillium atrosanguineum is the source of this 2772-nucleotide messenger RNA. RefSeq names its product protein mannosyltransferase 1 (gene pmt1). The transcript is spliced from 5 exons. Gene Ontology annotation, cellular component: endoplasmic reticulum; membrane. Bases 1 to 2772 code for a protein of 923 amino acids. The record is from RefSeq and is a predicted model, not a curated record. Gene Ontology annotation, molecular function: dolichyl-phosphate-mannose-protein mannosyltransferase activity. NCBI's taxonomy places the organism in Eukaryota, Fungi, Ascomycota, Eurotiomycetes, Eurotiales, Aspergillaceae. Gene Ontology annotation, biological process: protein O-linked glycosylation via mannose.
AUGGGCCAACGGUCGAAAGACACGCUGGCCGUCCGGCCUCAGAGCCGCUCGGGCAAGCGCUCGCCCAGUCGCUCGCCGCGACCCAACAAUCGCAAGCCCGUACCCGCGAAGACCUCCAGCUAUGCGUCUGAUGGUGUGAAGGACUAUGACAUUUUGAAUCUCCCCGCCUCGGAUUACAAGCUGCUCACAUUGGUGACGCUGAUUGCCACGGCUGUUCGCCUGUUCCGCAUCUACCAGCCCACUAGCGUGGUUUUCGAUGAAGUCCACUUCGGUGGCUUCGCGACAAAGUAUAUUAAAGGAAAGUUCUUUAUGGAUGUGCACCCCCCGCUUGCCAAAUUGCUCAUCACGCUGGCUGGCUGGCUGGCCGGCUUCGAUGGCGAAUUCGACUUCAAGGAUAUUGGCAAGGACUAUAUUGAACCCGGUGUGCCGUAUGUGGCCAUGCGCAUGCUGCCGGCCAUUAUGGGUGUCCUGACCGUGUCCAUGAUGUUCCUGACUCUCAAGGCUACUGGCUGCCGUACUUCGACCGCUGUGAUGGGUGCUGGUGUUGUUAUCUUCGAUAAUGCGCUGACCACUCAAUCGCGCCUGAUUCUCUUGGACUCUCCAUUGAUCUUCUUCACUGCUCUUACGGCACUGUCGUUUAACUGUUUCUCGAACCAGCAAGAGUUGGGCCCGUCCCAUGCCUUCAAGGGACCUUGGUGGUUCUGGUUGGUUGCCAGCGGUCUGUCGCUGGGUGCUACUCUCAGUGUUAAGUGGGUUGGCCUUUUCACCAUGGCUUGGGUUGGAUCCCUCACCGUCCUCCAAUUGUGGGUGUUGCUUGGUGACUCGAAGACUGUUACACCGCGUAUUUGGUUCAAGCACUUUACUUCUCGUGUUUUCUGCUUGAUCGUCAUUCCUGUUGGAUUCUAUAUGGCCAUGUUCGCUGUUCACUUCAUGUGCUUGGUCAACCCCGGCGAGGGUGAUGGCUUCAUGUCUUCUGAAUUCCAGGCCACAUUGAACUCAAAGGGAAUGCAGGAUGUUGCCGCUGAUGUUGCAUUCGGUUCCCGAGUUAGCCUUCGUCACCAUAACACCCAGGGUGGCUACCUGCACUCUCACAACCACAUGUAUCCCACUGGCAGCAAGCAGCAGCAGGUCACUCUCUACCCCCACAAGGAUGAUAACAACGUUUUCAUCAUGGAGAACCAGACUCAGCCGCUAGGUCCUUACGGAGAGGUCGAUGGCCCAUACGCUUGGGAUAAUCUGACUACCAGCAACAUCGAAGAUGGAUCUGUCAUCCGCCUGUACCACCAGAUUACCCACCGUCGCAUUCAUUCUCACGAUGAGCGCCCCCCGGUGACCGAAGCUGACUGGCAGUUUGAGAUCUCUGCCUACGGGUACGAGGGUUUCCCCGGUGACGCCAACGAUCUAUUCAAGGUUGAGAUUGUCAAGUCUAUGUCCGACGGCGCGGAGGCUAAGAAGCACCUGCGAACUAUCCAAACCAAGUUCAAGCUGGUUCAUGUCAUGACUGGCUGUGUUCUGUUCUCUCACAAGGUCAAGCUUCCAGAAUGGGGCUGGGAGCAGCAGGAAGUCACAUGUGCUAAGGGAGGUACUCUUCCUAACAGCAUCUGGUACGUUGAGGACAACAACCACCCGGCAAUGCCCGCAGAUGCCGAAAAGGUCAACUACCGUAACCCGGGCUUCCUGGGUAAGUUCUGGGAGUUGCAAAAGGUGAUGUGGACCACCAAUGCCGGUCUCGUUGAGUCUCACGCUUGGGAUUCUCGCCCUCCUUCCUGGCCUACUCUUCUCCGUGGUAUCAACUUCUGGGGCGGCGACCACCGUCAGGUCUACCUCCUGGGUAACCCGCUCAUCUGGUGGUCUUCUACCCUGGCCAUUGCUAUCUACGUUGUCUUCAAGGGCAUUGCCCUCAUUCGCUGGCAGCGAAGCUGCAAUGACUACAACCAUGUCUCUUUCAAACGUUUCGACUACGAAGUCGGCACCAGUGUCCUUGGAUGGGCUUUCCACUACUUCCCCUUCUUCCUCAUGGCUCGUCAGCUCUUCAUGCACCACUACCUCCCUGCCCUCUACUUCGCUAUUUUGGUGUUCUGUCAACAAGUUGACUUUGUCACCAACCGUAUCAAGUGCCUUGGUCUCGCCUCGAAGCCGGCGAUUGGCAAGCUUCUUAUGACGGUGUUCCUGCUGCUCAGCAUUGCAGUAUUCACUCUUUACUCUCCGCUCGUCUACGGCAACCCCUGGACUCAGGGUGCUUGCGAGAAGGUGAAGCUUCUUAGCUCGUGGGAUUUCGAUUGCAAUACAUUCCACGCAGACUUGAGCCAAUAUGUCACCUCCAUCGACUCCCCCGUCGCCGUACCAACCACCCAGCCCGCCGCAGCUCCUCCCGUCAAGCAACAGCAGCCUAACGAGCCCGCCCAGGAGCAGUCGGAACCGGCGGCCGUGACUGAGCCCAAGAUGUCCGGCUCCAUGGCUCGCGUCGAGUACCGUGACCAGCACGGUAAUAUCCUGCCUGAGGAUCUUGUCGCCUCGCUCCGCGCAGAUGGUAAGGUCAAGUUCGAGACUCGCUACGAAUCCCUGGCCAGCCACGAGAAUGCCCAAGAGGUCCCUAUCGUCGAUGGAAAGCCCGUGUUCCCUGAGCCUCCGGCCCAGGCCCAGGCUCCUCCUCACCCGGAUGUCGAGGGCCAGAAUCCCGAGACUGAGGAUAACACCCGCUCCGCCGAGGAGUCCAAGGUCCCCCAGGCCAAGCCCGCGAGUGAAGGCAAUGAAGCUACUGCUGUUGAGUAA